Molecule: messenger RNA, 957 nt
Organism: Sitodiplosis mosellana (orange wheat blossom midge)
Lineage: Eukaryota; Metazoa; Arthropoda; Insecta; Diptera; Cecidomyiidae
Gene: Prosalpha4
Product: proteasome subunit alpha type-7-1
Exons: 3
Coding region: 125-874 (249 amino acids)
Biological process (GO): ubiquitin-dependent protein catabolic process
Cellular component (GO): nucleus; proteasome core complex; proteasome core complex, alpha-subunit complex
Source: RefSeq, a predicted model, not a curated record
UAAACAAAAUUGUACAUCAUAUAGCAUUUAGAAUUGUUGUCAUCUCAUCGUUGUCCGUCAUCGACAAAAACAAAAGUGUUUCAGAUUUUUUGUGCUUUAAAUUAAAUCAAAUUAAUAAUCAAUCAUGUCGGCGAGAUACGAUCGUGCUGUUACAAUUUUUUCACCCGAUGGUCAUUUAUUGCAAGUUGAAUAUGCUCAAGAAGCUGUUCGCAAGGGAUCCACUGCCGUCGGUGUACGAGGAGCCAAUGUAGUUGUGUUAGGCGUCGAGAAAAAAUCGGUGGCAAAAUUGCAAGAGGAGCGAACCGUUCGCAAGAUUUGCCUAUUGGACAGUCAUGUAGUGAUGGCAUUUGCUGGUUUAACAGCCGAUGCUCGUAUUUUGAUCAAUCGAGCACAGGUUGAGUGUCAAAGCCAUAAACUCAGUGUUGAAGAUCCAGUUACAUUGGAAUAUAUCACAAGAUAUAUCGCCGGUUUGAAACAAAAGUACACCCAAAGUAAUGGUCGUCGUCCGUUCGGUAUUUCAUGCCUAAUUGGUGGCUUUGACUAUGAUGGCAAGCCACAUUUGUAUCAAACGGAACCGUCUGGUAUUUACUACGAAUGGAAGGGCAAUGCCACCGGUCGUUCCGCAAAAACAGUGCGUGAAUUCCUCGAAAAAUACUACACCGACGAUGAAGUUGCAACCGAAGAUGGUGCUGUAAAAUUGGCGAUUAAAGCAUUGCUAGAAGUGGCUCAGUCCGGUCAGAAAAAUUUGGAAAUUGCGGUCAUGGAACGCGAUAAACCAUUGAAAAUGCUGGAUGCCGAAACCAUUGAAAAGUAUGUGAACAUCAUCGAGAAAGAGAAAGAAGAGGAAGCAGAAAAGAAGAAGCAAAAGAAGUGAAUUUAAGGUUAAGUGAAACAUUUCAUGUUGAUGGCACUUCUUAUUUUGUUUAUUCGGUUUUUAAAAAUCCAUUGAAUGCAACA